Messenger RNA from Microthlaspi erraticum, 420 nucleotides. NCBI's taxonomy places the organism in Eukaryota, Viridiplantae, Streptophyta, Magnoliopsida, Brassicales, Brassicaceae. The record is from the annotation of a GenBank genome assembly.
AUGGUGGGUCUAAGUAUUGUUCUGGAGACGUCUAACAACACUCUCCGUGACGGCGUUACCAGUCCCAAACCGCAUCAAGUCGUCAACAAAUCCUCCGUCAUGGUCACCGCCUCCGAUCUCUGCCGUGAAACUAAUUAUCCGGAUUCUGGAUUUCUCGAACGUUGCUUUCUCUGCAGAAGGAAACUUCUUCCAGCCAAGGAUAUCUACAUGUAUAAAGGAGAUAGAGCGUUUUGUAGCGUGGAGUGUAGAUCGAAGCAGAUGAUCAUGGACGAAGAAGAAAGCUUGAGGAGAGAGAACUGCUCGUUUACGUCUGUCAAAACGACGAGGUCUGAUUCUCCGGCGACGGCGACGUCACCUUCAGGCGGCCAUCACCGUCAACGCCGGGAUCCGAGAAACCGAGCAGGCGGUUUCACGUACUGA